CACCAGCGGGCGGUGCGAGUGUGAGAGCCCCCUCUACACCACAGCGCUUUCUCUUCUCCCCUUGUUCGUGGAAACGUGAGGCUGUAGUGAAUCCCUGUCCGUCUUACUGCCGCCCCGUGCCGGUGCCCCCAGUCGUCUGAGAGUCGGUCUGAGUGAGUCGCCGAAGUGUAUUUGAUUUGUAGCUGUUAACGCCUUUUACCGGUUUGCUUUUUACCCUGUCUCAACUACCACGGCCCCGACUAUGGCGGCGAGUGCGAAGCGAAAACAGGAGGAGAAACACCUGAAGAUGCUCAGAGAAAUGACGAGUUUACCUCCCAACCGAAAGUGCUUUGACUGUGAUCAACGCGGCCCAACCUAUGCCAACAUGACGGUCGGAUCUUUCGUCUGUACCUCCUGCUCAGGCAUUCUACGAGGCCUGAAUCCUCCCCACAGAGUGAAGUCCAUCUCCAUGACAACCUUCACGCAACAGGAAAUAGAAUUUUUACAGAAGCAUGGGAAUGAGGCCUGUAAACAGAUAUGGUUGGGCCUUUACGAUGACAGGACCUCGGUCAUCCCAGACUUCAGGGAGCCCCAGAAAGUAAAGGAGUUCCUCCAGGAGAAGUAUGAGAAGAAGCGAUGGUAUGUUCCCCCAGAGCAGGCUAAGGUCGUAGCCUCUGUCCACGCUUCUAUUUCUGGUUCGUCUGCCAGCAGCACUAGCAGCACUCCAGAAGUUCGGCCCCUCAAAACCCUGCUGGGAGAAUCGGCCCCUGCCCUUCACCUCAGCAGGAACACCCCUAGCCAGUCCCCUGUAGUGUCACGUACUCAGUUGACUCAGCAGGACAGAAAAUUUGAUCUGCUCAGUGAGUUGGGUGGAGAUAUCUUUGCAGCUCCACCCUCCCAGGCUACAGGCAAUGCAAACUUUGCCAACUUUGCACAUUUCAAUAGUCAUCCAGCAGCACAGAAUGCUAACGCUAGUGCAGACUUUGCAAAUUUCGAUGCGUUUGGGAGUUCUGCUGCUGCUGCCGCUGCUCAGAGUGCUGCCUUCCCCUCAGCACAAGCCCAAUUUCAGUCUGCACAAAAAGGAGGCUCACCAGGACUAGCCAACGCCAACUUUGCAAACUUCGACAACUUCCCCAAGUCGUGUAGUGCUGACUUUGCAUCGUACGGCUCUGCCCAGACCAACUGCGCUGGGGGAGGAGCUAAGAACGAAGGUGGUGCUGUACCUGCGGACAGGUACGCUGCCCUCGCCGACCUGGACAAUAUCUUCAGCUCUGCAAAAUCUGAACAAGGCCCAAGUGGCGUGAGUUCGGCUCCUCCCUCUGCAGGUGUGGGUCCACCCCCUCCUCAGGCAGCCAUUUUGGGGAGUGACCGCUACGCUGCCCUGGCUGCACUGGACAAUGUGUUCAGCUCCCCAGCCCCCACCUCCAGUACACAGGGAGCUGUAUUCGGAGCUUCUGCCGCUGCCACAACUGCCCAACCACAGCAGGGGGCGCUGCCAAGCAUGCCUCAGGGCUUCCCAGGCCCAUCAACAAAUCCUUUUGUGGCUGCAGCCGUAUCACAGGCCGCUGCCCCUACGAAUCCGUUUCAGACAAACGGCAGAGCAGCAGCAGACCUGUCAGGAGGUAUCCCUGGCCAGGCACACCCUGCAGCCCAAUUUGCCCCAUUUGGUCCUGGCUCUAUGAGCAUGCCCGCUGGGUUUGGGAAUGCUGCCGCCUACAACCUUCCCACCAGUUUCAGUGGAAACUUCCAGCAGGCGUUCCCUGGGCAGGCCUUCCCCGCGCCGCCAGCCUACCCCCAACAGCCCAAUGGUGGGGGUUUUGCUGCAUUUGGCCAGGGUAAGGCUGUAGUAACUCCAUUUGGGCAGAACACGGCGGCAGCAGGAGUCACCAAUAAUCCAUUUUUGGCAGGGGCGCCAGCGGGACAGUAUCCUGCGGGAAACUCUUCUACAAAUCCUUUCUUAUAGCACACUGUUCUCCUUUCACACUACCAGGAGGAGACUUGCUUGCACCUCUUGCACUGUUUUGUUUUUGAAGUAGCUUUAAAACAUGUUUCUAAAAACUUUUUUAUUGACAUUUACAAACUAAAACAAAAUUACACCCAAGGCUGUGUACAACCAUGACAACAGAAAACAAAGCGAGGUUCUGGGGUGCCUCCGAGGACGGGCUUGCCCUCCUUCCUAUGCUGUGAAAUUGCCUGGCCUGGAAAAUGUACGUUCAAACUGGCAGAUAACUAAGUUAUUGCAAAAUGUCCAGUGCAUUUUAAUGCUGCAGUUCUGUAUAUAUAUUUUUUUUCUCAGAGAUGGCAGAAAUUUAGCUCUUUGUGCAUAUCAGUAUUUGUAUCUCAAACAUACACACACACACAUCUGCGCACACACAAAGACGUUCUCAUGCACAUGCUUUGAACUCUGACAUGCUUUCGGGGAGGUUGUGGAGGUUGCCUGCUUAAUGUGAAGCAAGAGCCCGCUCUUCAUCUGGAUGAUCAGACUUUAUGGAGGAAGAGCAUCUGCACUCUGCGUUUUUCUAAGCAAGAACUCUGGCCCCCUCCUCAUCCCUCUCUUCCUCAGUGCCCAGCUUCACACUGUGGGCAUUGCCCUCACUCACCAUGCCAGGUGCUAUUCAGAGACUCCUGGACUACACACCACUUAAGUUGAAUGUUACAAAAAUUUAAGUUAAUGUGUAUAUAUAUACAAAUAUAUAUAUAUUAAAAAUGAAUUUUAAU
Messenger RNA from Electrophorus electricus (electric eel), 2697 nucleotides. It is a transcript of the gene agfg1a, whose product is annotated as ArfGAP with FG repeats 1a. Gene Ontology annotation, cellular component: cytoplasmic vesicle; cytoplasm; membrane. The record is from RefSeq and is a predicted model, not a curated record. Gene Ontology annotation, molecular function: GTPase activator activity. NCBI's taxonomy places the organism in Eukaryota, Metazoa, Chordata, Actinopteri, Gymnotiformes, Gymnotidae. Gene Ontology annotation, biological process: acrosome assembly; intermediate filament organization; spermatid nucleus differentiation.